CCUCGGUACAAGGCAGACAAGGUUGCUGCCAUGUACCAAACACACCUCAUUCACCAUAUUACUGCCCCAUACCUCCUCGCAACAAGGCUCAGUAUUCGCCAGCCUUGCGUCAACCUGGCAAGACAGCUCCUUCUUCGAUAGCCUGGCCGAGUUCCGCAACAAUCAACAGCUCACCUGAUAACCAGAGUCUUGCCGCUUCAAAAUGUCGAUGGACAGGGAUCUCAUUGCGCUCGUCAACAAGCUUCAGGACACCUUCAAUGCUAUCGGAGGCGAUGCUGUCGAUCUGCCGCAGAUCGUUGUGGUCGGAUCCCAAUCUGCCGGAAAGUCUUCAGUAUUAGAGACUAUCGUCGGACGAGACUUCUUGCCUAGAGGAAACGGGAUCAUCACUCGAAGACCGCUCAUCCUCCAGCUCAUUCACACUCCCAACCCGGCCGUACCCAAGAAUCAGGAUGGGUCCGAGAGCUCCCUACCUCACCCUUCGCCGCCUAUGACCGAAUAUGCCGAAUUCUUGCAUCUGAACAGGAGGUUUACGGAUUUCGAGGAGAUUCGAAGGGAGAUCGAGGCAGAGACUUUCCGGGUCGCAGGGCAGAACAAGGGCAUCUCGAAACUGCCCAUCAACCUGAAGAUUUACGGCCCAGGGGUGCUCAACCUCACUCUGGUCGAUUUGCCCGGUCUCACUAAGGUCCCGGUUGGGGAUCAGCCUACCGAUAUCGAGCGACAGAUCAAGAAUCUCAUUGUGGAUUACGUCUCGAAGCCCAACUCCGUGAUCUUGGCGGUUUCCCCUGCAAAUGUCGAUAUCGCCAACUCCGACUCGUUGAAGCUAGCACGUUCCGUCGAUCCUCGCGGUCUGCGAACCAUCGGAGUCCUCACAAAGCUCGACUUGAUGGACGCCGGCACGAACGCCUUGGACAUCCUCACGGGUCGUACUUACCCCUUGAAGCUCGGAUUUAUCGGGGUGGUGAACAGGAGUCAACAGGAUAUCAACGCUGGGUACCCGAUGGAGGACGCGUUGCGAAAGGAGGAAGAGUUUUUCGCUAGACAUCCUGCGUACCGAAACCUUGCUCAUCGGUGUGGAACAAAGUACCUGGCUAGGACAUUGAAUCAUGUUCUUAUGAACCAUAUUCGAGACAAGUUGCCGGAUAUGAAAGCCAGGCUCAACACGUUGAUGGGUCAGACUCAGCAAGAGCUCAACAACUUUGGCGACACGACGUUCCUUGGCGAACAACAUAGGGGAUCAUUGAUCUUGAAACUGAUGACGGAAUUUGCGCGUGAUUUCGUCUCCUCGAUCGAAGGUACAUCGCUCGAGAUCUCUACCAAAGAGCUCUGCGGAGGCGCCCGUAUCUACUACAUCUUCAACGACGUCUUCGGCCAAGCACUGGAAUCGAUCGACCCCACUCACAACUUGACGACACAGGAUAUCCGGACCGCCAUCCGAAACUCUACUGGUCCCCGUCCUAGUCUGUUCGUGCCCGAGGUCGCCUUCGAUUUGCUCGUCAAGCCUCAGAUCAAGUUAUUGGAGGCACCGAGUUUGAGGUGUGUCGAGCUCGUUUACGAAGAGCUCAUGAAGAUCUGUCACAACUGUACCGGUGCUCAAGAGCUCGCGCGGUUCCCGCACAUGCAUGCCCAGCUUGUCGAAGCGGUCUCGGAGCUGCUACGUGAAAGGCUGGGACCUACAUCGGAAUACGUCAGCAGUCUGAUCGGCAUCCAAGCCGCUUACAUCAACACCAACCAUCCCGAGUUUGUGGCUGGAUCGGCCGCUAUCGCGCGCGGGGAGUUGCCCCAGGGCCAUAAUGUUCCAGUCAUCAAGAAGCCUCAGUCGGAAAAGUCGCAUGACGACGACGAUGUGUCAGAUUCGGAGGUUGAAGACGUACCUCCCAUGAACGGUGGUGGCCCUCGUGGAUCGGUCAAAUCGCGUACGGUCUCGCAAUCCCAGCAUGACAACCGCAACCGGCCGCAAACCAUCGCACCUACUCCUAAGCAUUUCAACGAUUUGAAGGGGGAUGGCAGCAAACACCCUCGCUCCGCUUCAUCUAACGCCGCGAUGACUGGUGCCACAACUGCCAUGCUCAACAUGAGUCACGCGCACCAAAGUAGUACAUCGCCGAACACUGCUCGAGAGACCUUUUUGAACUACUUUUUCGGGGGCGUCGGUCCUGCUGGUCAAGCUGGUCCUAGCCACGGUGGCAUCCAACAGAAAGGCCCGGCCGGUGGAGCGCGUGACCUUUUGCCGGAUCUCGGUCACCGACGCUCUCAGAACACGGGGGACAGACUGGAAGCUGGCCCGGCUUACGAUAUGAAGAGCCUUGGAAAGCACCUCGAAGCUUCUGCGCCUGAUCAUGGUCACAACUUGACACCACGAGAGGAGAUGGAGACCACGCUCAUCCGGUCGCUGAUUGCAUCCUACUUCAACAUCAUCCGACGGACGAUACAGGAUCUUGUGCCGAAAGCCAUCAUGCACCUCCUCGUCAACUUUUCGCGAGACGUGGUUCAACAGCGUUUGGUCACCAAUCUCUACAAGCCAGACUUGUUCGGCGAGCUACUUUACGAAGACGAGGCCUUGGUCACUGAGCGAACGAGGAUCAAGACCCUUCUAGACGCCUACAAAGAGGCGUUCAAAGUCUUGUCCGAGGUCUCGCUCAAGUCCACAUGAACAAAAACUAUAUGGACGAUCCCAAGUUAGCAGCGAUGACCGUAGAAUGACCACUCCUUGUAACGACCAAGCAUACUACUGUGUUCCUACCGGAAUAUCUUUUACCAGUACAACCUUCCUGUUGCGAACUUGCCCUCAGUCUCAC
Messenger RNA from Filobasidium floriforme, 2795 nucleotides. RefSeq names its product putative Dynamin protein dnm1. Gene Ontology annotation, cellular component: membrane; mitochondrion; peroxisome. Bases 203 to 2650 code for a protein of 815 amino acids. Gene Ontology annotation, biological process: peroxisome fission; mitochondrial fission. The transcript is spliced from 15 exons. The record is from RefSeq and is a predicted model, not a curated record. Gene Ontology annotation, molecular function: GTPase activity; microtubule binding; GTP binding. Lineage: Eukaryota; Fungi; Basidiomycota; Tremellomycetes; Filobasidiales; Filobasidiaceae.